AUGCCAGAAACGGCGAAAGCGCAAGCUACGCUAGGGCCGGAAGAUUUGGAAAAAUUACCUUCAAAUAUGGAAUUCUACGAUAAAUUUAACAAGGAACUCGGUAACUCUAGAGGUUGUAACUGGCUUGCUGGAAUAGACAGUGCAUUGGCACGGUAUGAUAAAGUUAAAGGUCAUGUUGGUAAAAUUGCUAGUGGUUUCUGUUAUGUAUCAAACAUGGAAAUGAACGAACAAUCACUCUAUCAGGAUCGUUGCAACUUUUUGAAUUAUUGGAUAAUGAGUUUAUUGCCGAAGGAUUUGGACAGUACUACGAUCGAAGAAAUCAUAAAUGCAAUUGACGGGGAAUUGCAAAAAUUGAAAACUGAAAAAGAUUGCGAACUUGUGGAAAGCAGUAUGGACAUAAAUAUUAUAAGUAAGAGGAAAACCAUCUUCGACUAUUGGCAUGAUCAUAAGAAAAUACAAGCACUGUUGGAGAGUAGGGGGCCUACCUGUGGUUUAACAUGUGGCAAUUACCUGAGGGAUCUUAUUUCAACAUAUGAGAGUGUAAGUGCAGAUUGUAAUGGAGUUUCUCAGCAUGAUGAAUAUUGUAAAGAAUUUAAAGAAAAGUUCAAUAAUGGUGAGAAAAAAAUUCCGCAACCCUCAGAAUUAAAAUGUACUUCAGCACAAGCAUCGGAAACUGAAGCAAUAAUACGGGCGAAAGAAGCAGUGAAGAAAAAAUGCCAGGGUAAACUACCUUCGGGACAAAUAUACUGUGAGCUUAAUGAGACGAAUGAUGAAUGUAGUGAUAGUUCCGCAGGGACAAUAAAGCAUAAAUUGAAGGCAGAUAAUGAUACUAAGCAAUAUGCAGAUCAAAUUGUACAAGGCUGGUGUCACGCACCCAAAAUGGAGGAAAGCAUUCUUCCGGGAAGUGAGCGCUGUAAAUUUUUAUACUAUUGGCUAGGGGAUACAUUAUUGAGCGGACUGAAUGAUGAUAGUAAAUUUUCGGACGUUAUGAAAGUAACCUAUGGCAAUUUGAAGGACUUGGGGAUUAAUGAAGAAUGCACCAAUAUAUACGAAAGUAUGAGUAAAGAAAUUUUCGAAGAAAUGAAAAAUGUAUAUAAUUAUUCCCGUGACCACAAAACUAUAAAAGAAUGUAUAGAAGGUCCCGACGCUCCUAAGUCUAAGUGUACUGGGGGUGAUGUCAAUUACCUGGACAAAGUUCUUUCAGCCUAUAAGGACAUGGAUAGACAUUGUAAAGAUGAUACUACUGAUAUUAAGUACUGUGGAGAAUAUAGGAAAAUGGUAGCUACACAUACUCUUCAGAACCUACUAAAAUUAAAGUGUUCUUUAAAAUACACAUCAGAUUGUACAAAUAUCCCAGCUGCUAUAUUGGGCACACUAGGUACGAUAAGUCUACCAGCAGCUGUCGCUUUCUUCCUUCAUAAGACAAUUCUACCCUAUAUAACGAACGACCACCACCACGCGCUGGAAGAAGAACAGAAAAUAGCAGACAACCUGAACAACAAAGGAAGAAGAGAAAUAUACAUUAUCAACCUAUAUCUAAAGAUUGAAUGGAAAAAUUGA
Messenger RNA from Plasmodium coatneyi, 1560 nucleotides. RefSeq names its product KIR protein. The transcript is spliced from 5 exons. The record is from RefSeq and is a predicted model, not a curated record. Bases 1 to 1560 code for a protein of 519 amino acids. NCBI's taxonomy places the organism in Eukaryota, Apicomplexa, Aconoidasida, Haemosporida, Plasmodiidae.